UUGACCAAAGAGAUGGUUAUGGAGAAGCCAAGUCCCCUGCUGGUCGGGCGGGAAUUUGUGAGACAGUAUUAUACUCUGCUGAACCAGGCACCAGACAUGCUGCAUAGGUUUUAUGGCAAGAACUCAUCUUAUGUUCAUGGAGGUUUAGAUUCCAAUGGAAAACCAGCUGAUGCCGUCUAUGGACAAAAGGAAAUCCAUCGCAAAGUGAUGUCCCAAAACUUUACAAAUUGUCAUACCAAGAUUCGUCAUGUGGAUGCUCAUGCUACCCUCAAUGAUGGUGUUGUGGUCCAGGUGAUGGGGUUGCUAUCUAAUAAUAACCAGGCAUUUCGAAGAUUUAUGCAGACAUUUGUACUUGCUCCUGAGGGUUCUGUUGCAAACAAAUUCUAUGUUCACAAUGACAUCUUCCGAUACCAAGAUGAGGUUUUUGGUGGCUUUAUCACUGAACCUCAAGAAGAAUCUGAGGAAGAAGUAGAAGAACCAGAAGAAAGGCAGCAGACCCCUGAGGUUGUUCCUGAUGACUCUGGAACUUUUUAUGACCAGACUGUCAGCAAUGACCUGGAGGAGCAUCUGGAAGAGCCUGUUGUGGAGCCAGAGCCUGAACCAGAACCAGAGCCUGAGCAGGAAGCUGAAACUGAAAGUCAUGAAGAAAAAUCUGAACCAACUUUGGAAGAGCCUGUUUCUGAGGAGACUCAAAAGAGUUCAUCUUCUCCUGUCCCUGUAGAUACAGCUCCAGCAGUGCAGGAGGACCUGAGAACAUUUUCUUGGGCAUCUGUUACCAGUAAGAACCUCCCACCUAGUGGAGCUGUUCCAGUGUCUGGGAUACCACCUCAUGUUGUUAAAGUACCAGCAUCACAGGCUCGCCCAGAAUCAAAACCUGAAUCUCAGGCACCGCCACAAAGGCCCCAGAGGGACCAGAGAGUGAGGGAACAAAGAACUAAUAUCCCACCCCAGCGGGGACCCAGACCAAUUCGUGAAGGUGGUGAACAGGGUGAUAUGGAUACAAGGAGAAUUGUACGAUAUCCAGACAGUCACCAGCUUUUUGUUGGAAAUCUUCCACACGAUGUGGACAAAGCAGAACUAAAAGAUUUCUUCCAAAGUUUCUGUGUUUCGUUCAAAGGUUAUGGGAAUGUUGUGGAACUUCGAAUUAAUAGUGGUGGAAAGCUACCCAAUUUUGGUUUUGUGGUGUUUGAUGACCCAGAGCCUGUUCAGAAGAUCCUUGGCAGCAGGCCCAUCAUGUUCAGAGGUGAAGUGCGUUUGAAUGUUGAAGAAAAGAAGACAAGAGCUGCUAGAGAAGGUGAUCGUCGGGAUAACAGGCCACGUGGACCAGGAGGCCCACGCAGUGGCCUAGGUGGAGGAAUAAGAGGGCCUCCCCGUGGAGGAAUGUCCCAGAAACCAGGAUUUGGAGCCGGAAGGGGAAUUGGUCAACGUCAGUGAAUUUGGCGCAAAGAUCUUCACAUGACGGCACAAACCUUUGCUCCUGCAGCGUUGUGAAUUUCAGCCUUGGGUAUCUUGGAAUGUGACCCUAGCCUGUUAUAUAGACUGCCUACGUUUGAUACAAUUUCAGGCCCUUUUUUGUUUGUGUUAAUGGUUUUUUUGUGUGUGCUGUUCAUUCCCCGCUGCCCCCCCAAGUCCUUGUCCCCAAUUCCAUUUUUGUGGAACAAUAUUUUAGGAAAAGUCGAUUUUAAAAGAAGAAAAAAAAACUGAAAUUCUUGCUCACCUCAAAUAUACGGACUAGAUUUUUUUCUUCUUCUUUUUUUACAACAGCGGUUUUAUCCCAAAGGACUAUAUCUUUUGCUUAUAACUGAUAUUGGAAUAAUUUUCUUUUAUCUUUUCCACGUGUUCCAAGAAUCUGUCAGAAACCCAGGAUUUGGCAAACAUUUUGAGGGCAGGAAAAAACCCCUGUUGUUCAUUGAGGGCCAUGACUACUCUCUGGUUUGGAGUUGUUGCCACUGGAAAAAUUGACAGUCACACUUUUCUCUGGCAUGGUUAAAAAACGGAAUAAAGGGUAUUCAUAGAACUUUUUUUUGCUUUUGAUACGUGAUCACACAAAAUGAAUUCUAAACUACUGUUUUUACCACUUGCAAUUUUGGAUUGUGGGAUAAGUUUUAAAUGUGUAGAAUUCAACUCUUUAAAACGCUUUUCCUGAAUUUGUGGAAAAAAUUUUUUAUUGGAGUAGGGAGUUUUUUCAUGUUUUAGUUUGUAUUUGUAAAAAAACAAAACAAAACAAAAAAACAGCAAAAUGUUGUGCCUUCUAUUUAUCUCUCAUUCCAGUCUUGGCAAAUUGUUUAAAAAUAAAUAAAAAAUAAAAACAUCUAGAUUGCUUUAUCA
This is a messenger RNA of Gracilinanus agilis (Agile Gracile Mouse Opossum), 2328 nucleotides long. It is a transcript of the gene G3BP1, whose product is annotated as G3BP stress granule assembly factor 1. Gene Ontology annotation, cellular component: cytosol; ribonucleoprotein complex. The coding region runs from base 13 to 1434 and encodes 473 amino acids. The transcript has 11 exons. The record is from RefSeq and is a predicted model, not a curated record. Gene Ontology annotation, molecular function: mRNA binding. NCBI's taxonomy places the organism in Eukaryota, Metazoa, Chordata, Mammalia, Didelphimorphia, Didelphidae.